CUCUUUAAAUGAUUAAAGAUAAUGGACAAAUUAGUUACUUCAACCUGAACACAGUAGGAGUCUAAGAUAUUGUUAAAUGCCAAGUUUUUUCAACUCUUUUGUAAGUCACUCUUGAUUAAAGAUUAUGAUAAGUCACACCUUUACAAAAGCCCUACUUACUUACGUAAAUUAGUUCCUUUUCUUAAGUUGCCUUAAAUGAAUGUGAAGCUUAUUAAACAUCACAAAUGGACAUCACUGUUUUAUUUGAGCUUUGCUAUAAUGAUGCUUCAAAGGAGCUAUCUUGCUGUUCUAAAAAGAUCAAAAGAAAAAAAUUAUCCAUGCUAAAGAAAUGUUUAAGUAGUUCUAAACAAUAGAUGGGAUUAGAAGGCUUAUACAAAGCUUUAUCCUUAAUGUGACUCAUUUAAAAGACUGAACUCAUCACUCACUGAAGUAGUUUCCAUUCAGUCUGUAAAAUAUAUAAAGUGGGCACAGAUGGAGAACAUGUUAAUUUACACCUGAAAAGCUUAGAGUUUGAAAACUGCUUACCUUAUAUGAAAGCGUUAAGUAAGUAAGAAUGUGUAUUUCAUCAUAUAUGUUAAUACUCUCUCUUUUUUCUCAAGGUUUUCUAAUCUCAGUUUCAAAAUCUCUGCAAAAAGCAGAAGAUGAAGAUAUGUUGCUAACUGCAUUCAAUCUAGGAAAAACCCUUCGAAAUGGAGAUAGAACUGAAAAGAGAGGAGCAAUGCCUUUGCUGAAACGUUAUAAGAUUGAGGAAAGCUUCUUGGAUGAAGACAAUGACAGAAAAUUAAAGUUUUUUGACACUGAUUCCAGACAUGAUUUCUUAAAUCAUGGUGUACCAAUCAGUGCAGGCAGAAAGCAACUACCUUAUCUUGCACUGAAGGGAGCCAUUGCUUUUCCAGCUGACACUGAAAUUCAGAAUAUUGAAUCACUACAGGAAAGAGAGACAGCGGAAGAAGAAAAUUCAGCCAAAUUCCCCAUAGGAAGGAGAGAUUUUCACAGUAAGUACAUUUUAUUUUUUCUCUCUUCUUUUUUUCAGAUUAAUUAUGGUACAGUAUAUUUCAGUGUCUCUGAAACCAUUUCUUAAAAGCACAGUUAGAAACUCCAUUUAAUAUCUGGGAUUUGUUAGUGCUAUUUAAAUCCUGCAUUUCCAACUUGCCUCUAUUGUAAAUAGUCUGGGUGAUGGGGAUGUAAGCAUUUGUAGGCCAUACAGAAUU
Messenger RNA from Phasianus colchicus (ring-necked pheasant), 1211 nucleotides. RefSeq names its product pro-melanin concentrating hormone (gene PMCH). Gene Ontology annotation, molecular function: type 1 melanin-concentrating hormone receptor binding; melanin-concentrating hormone activity. Gene Ontology annotation, biological process: chemical synaptic transmission; behavior. The record is from RefSeq and is a predicted model, not a curated record. NCBI's taxonomy places the organism in Eukaryota, Metazoa, Chordata, Aves, Galliformes, Phasianidae.